Molecule: messenger RNA, 540 nt
Organism: Theileria equi strain WA
Lineage: Eukaryota; Apicomplexa; Aconoidasida; Piroplasmida; Theileriidae
Exons: 2
Coding region: 1-540 (179 amino acids)
Biological process (GO): rRNA processing
Cellular component (GO): Pwp2p-containing subcomplex of 90S preribosome; small-subunit processome
Molecular function (GO): protein binding
Source: RefSeq, a predicted model, not a curated record
AUGAAUGCCAGUUGUGCUGGGAUUGGGUUUCACUCAAACUCCCUCAUUUCUUGCGAUGCUGACGCCAAUGUGUACGAAUGGGACAUUGUGGGAGGCCGUUGUAGAUUUAAAUUCAAGGAUAACCACUCUGUUCACAUUUCUAGCUUUGCACUAUCGCAUCCGUUUGGUGAGAAUGUCAGGAAUGCGUUUUUGGCAAACGGCUCCACUUCUGGCUUUCUAAAUGUCUAUCCAAUGUUUUCCCAAAAGGAUGAUCAAUCGCACCUUGUUCAGAAUGAGCUAGUAAAGAGCUUUGGAAACCUGUCAACUGAGGUCACUAGCAUCGCAACAGAUUCUACCGGAAACUUUAUAGUCUAUUCCUCAGUACACAAGCGCAAUGCUCUGAGGAUAGUCUAUACGCCGUCCUUUAAGGUAAUCGCAAAUUGGCCAACGGAUAAAAUUAAUCUCGGCCGUGUAACAUCGCUUUCCUUUUGUUCACAACAGAAUACUCUGGCCAUUGGAAACAAGAGGGGAAAGAUCCAGUUUUAUAAAAUCAUUGCUUAA